Molecule: messenger RNA, 1688 nt
Organism: Paramecium sonneborni
Lineage: Eukaryota; Ciliophora; Oligohymenophorea; Peniculida; Parameciidae
Source: the annotation of a GenBank genome assembly
AUGAACUAUUAAUCUCAAAAAUUUGAUAGAGAAAAAUGUAGUAAAGAUUCAAGAAUUCUAAGUAUUUUAGAAACUGGGGGUAUAAGAUUUAAAAUAAUUUAAUAGAAUAAAUAUUACUCUCUACAUGCUUAUGGAAGUUUAGCCACAUUAAUAAAUAAUAAGAAAGAAUAUUGGUAAUAACAAACAAAAAUUUAUACAAUAUAACUCCUUAAAGUACACUUGUAAAUUUUUUUUCAAAAGUUGUUUCUAGUGUAAGAGUGAAAAGGUAUUGGGAUAAAUAAUAUAUUUUAGAAAAAUAGCAAUUUAAUAGGUUGAUGGGAUUACAAUAAGUAAAUGUGGAUUUGAAUUUGUAAUUCAUGUACCAGAUGAAUAUGAUUACAGAUAUUCAUCAUUAGAUUUGUAAGAAAUUGAAUAUAUCAAUUAGUCGAGAGAAAAUAUUGUUUAUACUAUCUGAUGCUUAUAAUAAACUUUUAAAUAAGAAUUUAAAAAUUUAUCUUACAGAUGAUCUAACACUGAUUCCACAUACUAAAACAAAAGUUGAUGCUAAGAAAGGAAUAUAAAAAAUGCAUCGAAACCAUUUAAAUAUUGAUCCAUAAUCUUUAGUUAAUUAUGAUUUUUCAACAAUGAAAUAAAAUGAAGAUAAUUAAAAGUAAUUAAUAAGAAAAAGUUAUGAUUACUAUCAACAAUAUAAACUUUUGAAAUAUUUAUAUUAAGGGAUGUUAGGAUAAGUUAUUAUGGUUUAGAAUAUAAAAACAGAGAAAUAUUAUGUCUUUAAAUUAAUGUAGAAAUAGGAUGUAAUAACAACUGAUCAUUUAAAUCAUACUUAGAUAGAAAGAAAACUUUUGGAGAUAUUUGAUCAUCCAUUUAUAAUAAAAUUAGUAUAAGCAUUUGAGACAGAUGAUUAAAUAAUAUUUGUAUUGCCUUUUUAUUAAGGAGGAGAUCUUUAUACUCAUUUGAAGAGGGAAUCUAGAUUAAAGGAAGAGAGAGUUAAAUUUAUUAUAUCGUAAUUAAUAUUAGCUAUAGGUUAUAUGCAUGAACGUGAAUAUGUAUAUAGAGAUUUGAAACCUGAAAAUAUUCUUCUAGAUUCGGAUGGAUAUGUGGUAUUGACAGAUUUGGGAUUGUGUAAAUAAUUACCAAAUAAUGAUUAAUCUUAUAGUUUUACAUAUAGUUUUACAGGUUCUGUUGAAUAUAUAGCUCCAGAAAUGAUUACAGCUAUUGGUUAUAAUAGAAUGAUAGACUGGUGGAUGUUAGGAAUAUUAACAUAUGAAUUAAUUUUUGGUAUUACUCCAUUUUAUAGUGAUAAUCAAAGUUAAAUGUUUGAAUCUAUCUAAGAAAGAGAAGUAAGAUUUUCAACAAAUAUUACAAUCUCAAAUGAUUGUAAAGAUUUCAUUAAUAAUCUUUUAAAGAAAGAACCAAAAGAAAGAUUAGGUUAUAAAAAAGAUUCAUUUGAAUUAAAGGCUCAUUUAUGGCUAAAAGAUGUUAAUUUUACAGAGAUUCUUAAAAAAACUAAUUAAAUUUGGAAAUUAAAUUUAAAUGAUCCUUUAGACCUUAGGUUUUUUGAAUCUGAAGAUUUUAAUUUAGGUAUUUUAAUUAUUAAUAUUCAAGAAUCUUUUAAUUCUUUGUAACAAGAUAAAACACUUAUUUAAAAGUUUAAUUAAGUAUUUCAAAAUAUUGAAUUUAAUCUAUGA